Molecule: messenger RNA, 4407 nt
Organism: Cervus elaphus (red deer)
Lineage: Eukaryota; Metazoa; Chordata; Mammalia; Artiodactyla; Cervidae
Gene: IARS1
Product: isoleucyl-tRNA synthetase 1
Exons: 34
Coding region: 122-3910 (1262 amino acids)
Biological process (GO): isoleucyl-tRNA aminoacylation
Molecular function (GO): aminoacyl-tRNA deacylase activity; ATP binding; isoleucine-tRNA ligase activity
Source: RefSeq, a predicted model, not a curated record
CCGUGGCAAACCAGGCCUCUUCCUCUUAGCCUCACGCUGUCUGGACAUUGCAUCACCCGGCCAAGACGCAGACUCGUUUCUUUCAGAGCUGCGCCGUCCUGGAUGCCGCUAAGUGACAAAAAUGGUUCAACAAGUUCCAGAAAACAUUAAUUUUCCUGCUGAAGAAGAGAAAAUCUUGCAGUUUUGGUCUGACUUUAAUUGUUUCCAGGAAUGCUUAAAGCAAUCAAAACAUAAGCCAAAAUUUACCUUCUAUGAUGGGCCUCCUUUUGCAACUGGACUGCCUCACUAUGGACAUAUACUUGCAGGGACAAUUAAAGAUAUAGUUACAAGAUAUGCUCACCAGAGUGGGUUUCACGUUGACAGAAGAUUUGGUUGGGAUUGUCAUGGUUUACCUGUGGAAUAUGAAAUUGAUAAGACCCUGGGAAUCAGAGGACCAGAGGAUGUAGCCAAAUUGGGAAUUGCGGAGUAUAACAGUCAGUGCCGAGCAAUUGUGAUGCGAUACUCUACUGAGUGGAAGUCUACUAUUACCAGACUUGGCCGAUGGAUUGACUUUGACAAUGACUAUAAAACUUUGUAUCCACAAUUCAUGGAAUCUGUCUGGUGGAUCUUCAAACAACUCUAUGAUAAAGGCCUUGUUUAUAGAGGUGUGAAAGUCAUGCCCUUCUCCACUGCGUGCAAUACUCCACUCUCCAACUUUGAAUCUCACCAGAAUUACAAGGAUGUUCAAGAUCCUUCAAUAUUUGUAACUUUCCCUUUGGAGGAAGAUGAAAAUGUUUCUCUGGUUGCCUGGACAACUACUCCCUGGACUCUUCCUAGUAACCUUGCCCUGUGUGUUAAUCCCGACUUGCAAUAUGUGAAGAUUAAAGAUGCUGUCAGAGGAAAAUUAUACAUUUUAAUGGAAGCCAGAUUAUCAGCCCUCUAUAAGUUGGAGAGUGACUAUGAGAUCCUUGAAAGAUUUCCUGGUGCUGCUCUCAGAGGCAAGAAAUACAGGCCCCUGUUUGACUAUUUUCUAAAGUGUAAAGAGAGAGGUGCUUUUACUGUGCUUGUUGACAACUACGUGAAAGAGGAAGAAGGCACGGGGGUUGUGCACCAAGCUCCUUACUUCGGUGCUGACGAUUACCGGGUCUGUAUGGAUUUCAACAUCAUUCAGAAAGACUCUCUCCCUAUUUGCCCUGUGGAUGCCUCCGGCUGUUUUACAGCGGAAGUGACAGAUUUUGCUGGACAGUAUGUGAAGGAUGCUGACAAAAAUAUCAUCAAGACUCUAAAGGAACAAGGUCGACUUCUUGUUGCCAGCACCUUCACCCAUAGCUACCCUUUCUGUUGGAGGUCAGACACUCCGCUCAUUUACAAAGCAGUGCCUAGCUGGUUCGUUAGGGUGGAGCACAUGGUGGAUCAGCUGCUGAGGAACAAUGACCUGUGUUACUGGGUCCCAGAGUUUGUGCGAGAAAAGCGAUUUGGAAAUUGGCUGAAAGAUGCACGUGACUGGGCGAUUUCCAGAAACAGAUACUGGGGCACUCCUAUCCCACUGUGGGUCAGCAGUGACUUCGAGGAGGUAGUAUGUAUUGGGUCAAUAGCAGAACUGGAAGAACUAUCAGGAACAAAGAUCUCAGAUCUCCACAGAGAGAGCAUUGACCAUCUGACCAUUCCUUCACGCUGUGGAAAGGGAUUGUUGCAUCGCAUCUCUGAAGUGUUUGACUGUUGGUUUGAGAGUGGCAGCAUGCCAUAUGCUCAAAUUCAUUAUCCAUUUGAAAACAAGAGGGAGUUUGAGGAUGCAUUUCCUGCAGACUUCAUUGCUGAAGGCAUUGACCAAACCAGAGGAUGGUUUUACACCCUGCUGGUGCUAGCCACAUCUCUCUUUGGACGGCCACCAUUCAAAAAUGUGAUUGUGAAUGGACUUGUCCUGGCAAGUGAUGGUCAAAAAAUGAGCAAACGCAAAAAGAAUUAUCCAGAUCCACUUUCCAUCAUUCAUAAAUAUGGUGCUGAUGCCCUCAGAUUAUAUCUGAUUAACUCCCCUGUGGUGAGAGCAGAAAACCUUCGCUUUAAGGAGGAGGGUGUCCGAGACGUCCUGAAGGAUGUUCUGCUCCCUUGGUACAAUGCCUAUCGCUUCUUCAUCCAGAACGUCCUAAGGCUACAGAAGGAAGAAGAAAUGGAAUUCCUUUACAACGAGAACAUGGUUAAAGAAAGUACCAACAUCACAGACCGGUGGAUCCUGUCCUUUAUGCAGUCGCUCGUUGGGUUCUUUGAGACUGAAAUGGCAGCUUACAGGCUCUAUACUGUGGUUCCUCGCCUGGUCAAGUUUGUGGAUAUUUUGACCAAUUGGUAUGUUCGGAUGAACCGUAGAAGAUUAAAGGGUGAAAAUGGGGUAGAGGAUUGUGUUAUGGCCCUGGAGACCUUGUUUAGUGUUCUGCUUUCUUUGUGCAGACUUAUGGCCCCCUAUACCCCUUUUCUUACUGAAUUGAUGUAUCAGAAUCUGAAGACACUGAUUGACCCUGUUUCUGUCCAGGACAAGGACACGUUCAGUAUUCACUACCUCAUGCUGCCCCAUGUUCGUGAGGAAUUGAUCGACAAGAAAACUGAGAGUGCAGUAUCUAGAAUGCAGUCUGUGAUUGAACUUGGCCGAGUGAUUCGAGACCGCAAAACUAUUCCAAUAAAGUAUCCUUUGAAAGAAAUUGUUGUUAUCCAUCAAGAUCUGGAAGCUCUUAAUGAAAUUAAGUCUUUGGAGAAAUAUAUCAUUGAGGAAUUGAAUGUUCGAAAAGUUACAUUAUCUACAGAUAAAAACAAAUAUGGCAUUCGCCUAAGGGCAGAGCCAGAUCACAUGGUCCUGGGGAAGCGUCUGAAAGGAGCUUUCAAGAUGGUGAUGACAUCCAUCAAACAGCUGAGCAAUGAGGAGCUGGAGCGGUUCCAGGAGAAUGGGACCAUUGUUGUGGAAGGCCAUGAAUUGCAUGAAGAAGAUAUCCGCCUCAUGUACACCUUUGAUCAGGCAACAGGUGGAACAACACAGUUUGAAGCACACUCGGAUGCCCAGGUUUUGGUUCUUUUAGAUGUCACCCCUGACCAGUCAAUGGUGGAUGAAGGAAUGGCUCGGGAAGUCAUCAAUCGUAUUCAGAAACUUCGCAAAAAGUGCAGUCUGGUUCCAACUGAUGAAAUAACAGUUUAUUAUAAAGCAACUUCUGAGGGAAAGUAUCUGAAUAAUGUUAUUGAAAGCCACACAGACUUCAUAUUUGCCACCAUAAAGUCUCCUUUGAAGCCAUAUCCAGUUCCUAUAUCAGAUGAAAUACUUAUUCAAGAAAAAAUGGAGUUAAAAGGGUCUGACCUGGAAAUUACACUCACCAAAGGAUCUUCCACACCUGGCCCUGCUUGUGCAUAUGUCAAUCUUAACAUUUGUACAAAUGGCAGUGAGCAAGGUGGAGUAUUACUUCUGGAAAAUCCAAAAGGAGAUAAUAGGUUGGACCUUGUAAAACUGAAGAAUGUUGUUACUAGCAUUUUUGGUGUAAAAAAUACAGAGCUGGCUGUCUUCCAUGGUGAAACAGAAAUAAAAAACCAAACCAACUUACUGAAUCUUAGUGGAAAAACACUUCGUGUGACUGCAGGAUCAGCACUGUCUGUGAUUGACAGUCCUAGCACUCUUCUCUGUCAGUAUAUCAACCUACAGCUCUUGAAUGCAGAUCCACAAGAGUGUUUAAUGGGAACAGUAGGCACUCUUCUGCUUGAAAAUCCACUUGGGCAGAAUGGGCUCACCCACCAAGGUCUUCUGUAUGAAGCAGCCAAGAUGUUUGGCCUCCGGAGCAGGAAGCUAAAGCUGUUUCUGAAUGAGACUCAAACAGAAGAAAUUACAGAAGAAAUCCCUAUGAAGACUUUGAAUACGAAGACUGUAUAUGUUUCUGUGUUACCAACUACAGCAGACUUCUAACAUUCAGUUAUCUGUGGUUCAGUCAACAUGUCCCUGGCAUAUACCUGUUCUUCCCCCCUCCACUGAAACACACACAUGGACACAGACAUAUUGAAGAUGUUUUGUUCAGAUGCAUGUAUAAUAUACUGCUUUUUAUCUAAAAUCAAAAUGGAAUUGAUCAGGUGACUUGAGACUUAACAGUAUUCACACUUAACCUUAAACACCUAUGCAUUUAUGUUGAGAGAAAGUUGGUGUUACCUCAGCUCUAAAAAGUAUGCUUCUAUACUUGAAAUUUUACGUAUAGAAUAUAGAAGUAGUUUAAAUGGUAUAGUGUGUGUGUCUACACACACACUCAUAUAUUUAUAUAUAGUUCUGUGGCCUUUUAAAACUUGUGUGAAAUCUCUUAAAGGAAUGGACAGUGUUGUAUAUUUUUUGCUACCUGGAUUUUCGUGGGUAAUCUGAUGGAAUAUUUUAAGUUUCAGUAAAUCAGAACAAUAAAUUUUCUCUCAGAUAAUAAA